This is a messenger RNA of Chara braunii, 817 nucleotides long. Lineage: Eukaryota; Viridiplantae; Streptophyta; Charophyceae; Charales; Characeae. The record is from the annotation of a GenBank genome assembly.
CUGUGUGGUCUGUCAUCUUCGUCGAUGCCAAGAAGCGGCAUAGGGUGCUUGGGGUCAUCUUGUGGUGGGAGGACGCGAAAGGGAGUCGUCGACGGUUCUAUAUAAAAACUGUUUACCCUGGGAAGGGCAACUUCGUCGCCAAUUCCAAGGGGGCGCUGCUGGACAUGAAUUUGUUCGAGGGGUUCGGAGCGGGUGUUGUGAACACCCCAUUUUACAACAACCUCCUUCAGCAGGGCGGGUUUGUUUUGGCUCGACAGUUUUUUAACUUGUUGGAGGAGAAGGACGUCGGCCUCGACAUCCCCUGUGACGUCGGACCUGCCCAGGAGCUGCCAAUGCCCUUGCAAUUGUGCGUCGGUUGUGAAUCCAGCGGGGCUGCGUCGGAGGGGGGGGAUUUGGGUUCUGGCGCCGCUUCUCAGCUGCAUCGGGGGGAGAGCCGCGGUCAAUUUGAUGACAGCGAAAAUGAGGCAACACCGCUAAUGACGUCUUCGCCGUUGAGUCGAAGAGACCGGUCCAUGCUGUCUAUACCUGGGGCACGACAAGCAGCUCUGGUUCGAGAGGAGGUCGUUGUGGCUCCUGGAAAGGCGGCAGUCCACUCUGACGUGGAAUUGGAGACUGCCGAGGGCCAUGGGACGGAGGAUGAGACCGUGGGCGGAGAGGGAAUGCAGAGCACUCUGCAAAAGAGAAGGGGAGAUCAUCAACACGACGUUGUCGGCUCUUCGAAGAAAUAGAAGACCAAGGCCCCGAAGAGUGUGGGGGAGAAACGACAGGGGACAGGGGGGAAACAGGACCGCCAGGGUAACAAACGUCCGGUCUCGAA